Messenger RNA from Bicyclus anynana (squinting bush brown), 3712 nucleotides. RefSeq names its product paramyosin, long form (gene Prm). The record is from RefSeq and is a predicted model, not a curated record. Gene Ontology annotation, biological process: peptidyl-threonine phosphorylation; actomyosin structure organization. The transcript is spliced from 16 exons. Gene Ontology annotation, cellular component: cytoskeleton; cytoplasm; myosin complex. Gene Ontology annotation, molecular function: protein serine/threonine kinase activity. The coding region runs from base 81 to 2711 and encodes 876 amino acids. NCBI's taxonomy places the organism in Eukaryota, Metazoa, Arthropoda, Insecta, Lepidoptera, Nymphalidae.
CCCGCUCCCGCUCUCACUAGUCGAACGGUGCCCGACCGGUAACGUAGCGCCGACUGCCGACCGAGAGACGACCAGCGACAAUGUCCGCCGUGGCGAAGACUUCCAAGUACACCUACCGCAGCAGCGGCGGCGGCACCACCGACGUGAACAUCGAGUACAGCGCCGACCUGAGUGCUCUCUCCAGGCUGGAGGACAAGAUCCGUCUCCUCCACGAUGAUCUGGAAUCCGAAAGGGAGCUACGUCAGAGGAUCGAAAGGGAGAAGGCAGAUUUGAGCGUGCAAGUUAUCCAGCUCUCUGAGAGACUGGAAGAAGCUGAAGGCGGGGCCGAAAGUCAGUUCGAGAUCAACAGAAAGCGUGAUACAGAGUUGACCAAACUCCGUAAGCUACUAGAAGAUGUUCAUCUGGAAUCCGAGGAGACCGCGCAUUUGCUCAAGAAGAAACACCAAGAGAUCGUGGUGGAUUUCCAGGAACAGAUCGACAAGCUCAGCCACAGCAAAGCCAGAGUUGAAAAGGAGAAGUCGAAAUUCCAAGCUGAAGUGUACGAGUUGUUGGCCCAAGUGGAGAAUGUGACCAAGGAAAAGAUCACAAUCGCAAAGACUUGCGAGAGAUUCGAGGUCACAAUCAGCGAGCUUCAUAUCAAGAUUGAGGAGCUGAACCGCACAAUUGUCGACAUCACAUCGCACAAGCAGCGCCUGUCUGUCGAGAAUGUUGAGCUCGUCAAGGAAGUUCAGGAUCUCAAGGUGAGCAUUGAGAACGUUGUGUACCUUAAGAGCCAGUUGGCUGGCCAGCUUGAGGACGCUCGUCGCAGGCUCGAGGAUGAAGACAGAAGGCGCUCUAUCCUCGAAGCUAAUCUGCACCAGGUUGAAAUUGACCUGGAAUCUGUCCGCGUGCAACUGGAAGAAGAAUCAGAAGCCCGCCUGGACCUUGAACGCCAGCUCGUCAAGGCCAACGGUGAGGUCAGCCACUGGCGCUCCAAGUUCGAAGCUGAAGCUGCCGCAAGGGCUGAAGAGAUCGAGGAAAUCCGCCGCAAAUACUCUAUCCGUAUCCAAGAACAGGAGGAACAGAUUGAGACCCUCAUCGCUAAAAUCAGCAGCAUUGAGAAACAAAAGUCGCGUCUGCAGAGCGAGGUUGAAGUUCUCAUCAUUGACCUCGAAAAGGCCAACGGAACAGCUCGGGAGCUCCAGAAGAGGACAGAACAAUUGGAACGCGUCAACAUCGAGAUCAAAUCGCGACUUGAAGAGACGGUACAGCUGUAUGAACAAACCCAACGCGACCUCCGCAACAAGCAAGUCGAGAUCCAGCGCAUCUCUCACGAGCUCGACAAGACUCGCGAGCAGAAGGACGCUCUGGGCCGCGAAAACAAGAAACUGGGUGAUGACUUGUCCGACGCACGCGCCAAUCUUACGGAGUUGACCCGCCGUCUUCACGAGCUCGAGAUCGAGCUGCGCCGUCUUGAGAACGAGCGAGAGGAACUCACCGCUGCCUACAAGGAAGCCGAGGCCGGUCGUAAGGCCGAAGAACAACGCGCUCAGAGGCUGUCGGCUGAGCUUAGCCAGUUCCGCCAUGAAGCCGAGCGCCGCAUCCAUGAGAAGGAAGAAGAAAUUGAAGCUAUUCGCAAGCAGACCAGCAUUGAAAUCGAGCAGUUGAACGCUCGCGUAGUGGAAGCCGAGACCAAGCUCAAGACUGAGGUGACCCGCAUCAAGAAGAAGCUGCAGAUCCAGAUCACAGAGCUCGAACUGUCGCUCGACGUCGCCAACAAGACCAACAUCGACUUACAGAAGACCAUUAAGAAGCAGUCUCUCCAGCUCACUGAAAUCCAGGCCCACUACGACGAAGUUCAAAGGCAGUUGCAAGUGACCCUCGACCAGUUUGGCGUCGCUCAGCGCAGGAUUCAGUCUCUUACCGGCGAGGUUGAAGAGAUCCGCGGCAACUAUGAACAGGCUCUCCGCGCUAAACGCUCCGUCGAACAAUCGUUCGAGGAAGCACAGACCCGCAUCAAUGAGUUGACCGUCAUCAACGUGAACCUGUCGAGCAGCAAGGCCAAGAUUGAACAGGAGUUGUCGGCUGUGGCCGCUGACUACGAUGAAAUCACCAAGGAACUGCGUGUGUGCGACGAGAGGUUCCAGCGAGUCCAGACUGAACUGAAGCACACCGUUGAGCACUUACACGAGGAACAAGAGAGGAUCGUCAAGAUUGAAGCCAUCAAGAAGUCCCUCGAAAUUGAAGUCAAGAACAUUUCCGUCCGCUUGGAGGAAGUUGAAGCAAACGCUAUCGUCGGUGGAAAGCGCAUCAUCAGCAAACUGGAAGCUCGCAUCAAGGACAUGGAACUGGAACUAGACGAGGAGAAGAGGAGGCACGCAGAAACCAUUAAGAUCCUCCGCAAGAAGGAACGUUCCCUCAAGGAGAUCAUCAUUCAAUGCGAGGAAGACCAGAAGAACAUUGCCCUCCUCCAGGACUCCUUGGAGAAGGUCACCCAAAAGGUCAACAUCUACAAGAGGCAGUUGUCCGAACAGGAGGGAGUUUCCCAGCAGAGCGUGACACGAGUACGACGAUUCCAGCGCGAGCUCGAAGCGGCUGAAGACCGCGCCGACGUCGCCGAAAGCAAUCUCUCCCUUAUCCGCGCCAAGCACCGCACCUUCGUCACCACCUCCACGGUCCCCGGCUCCCAAGUAUAUCUCGUCCAGGAGUCCCGCGCGCUCAGCACGGAGUGAGCAUAUGCCCCUUAGCCCCGCAACACCAGCAUUUCUCUCCACCAAUCGAUAUCGGGGCGCGAGUCCGGUCGGGUAUAAACCUAGUCGUUCGUUAAGUUAUGAGAGCUUUGCCCUUUCAACCUCGACUCCUAUUUUUGACAUAAUGGCACCAAAAUUUAACUUCAAAUUUGACACUUAUUCAUUUAAGAUCUUUCAAAAUGCAUCUCAAUUUACAAUUUUAAGUGUGCUUUUAAAUGUAAUAGCGAAUAGGGGUAUGUAAAAGACAUCAUCUUUUGAUGAACAUAAUAUCCGAUGUCAGAAAAUUUGUGCUCUUGUUAAUCAAGUAUCAAGUGUCAAGUUUAUCAGAUUCUAAUAUGGAAACUGUUUGCUACAUUAUUGUUUGAACAGUGCACUUGAAAUAAAUUAUUACCUACCUUAGAAUAUAAAGAAAGAGUUAAUUUAUUGUCGAAGGUGUUGUCUUUUAUGGGUUGGAUGGUCGAAGCAUAUGAGUUACCAGAUACUAGAUGGCGCUAGUGGGCUUGCGCGUGUGUGCUGGCUUAGUGGCGCCAUCUAGGUAAAAUCAAAGUAGCGUUUGGGGACGUGCGCUCCGCUACUCGGCGUGCCCUAACGCAGCCGUGUGUCGUGUCUACACGCUCGACGCCGAUCGCCGACCGUACGUCCCCAUAACACUUUUUGUAUUGUAACGCUAAACAUAAAUAAACCAAUAAAGGAACCAAAACUUUACAAAAAGCUUUUUUUUAUUUUUAUUUUCUAUAAUAUAAUUUAUAAUUUGUAAGGUUACCGGCGUUUGCGACUACAUGUCGUGAAUUUAGGAACACUAUGUAGUUUAAAGUAAAGAACUAUUUUAUAAUACGUCUUAUUAUUUAUUAUUAUUAUUAUUAUGUAAAACGCGUAACUAAAGUACGCUUGUAACUGUAACUUAUGAUAAUAUAAAAAUAAAUGCUAUUUAUGUUACAGAGUUAAAGAAAACAAAAAACGCAAUAAAAAUUAAAAAACCACAA